Messenger RNA from Fusarium coffeatum, 6300 nucleotides. RefSeq lists its product as uncharacterized. The record is from RefSeq and is a predicted model, not a curated record. The transcript has 2 exons. Gene Ontology annotation, molecular function: cysteine-type endopeptidase activity; protein binding. NCBI's taxonomy places the organism in Eukaryota, Fungi, Ascomycota, Sordariomycetes, Hypocreales, Nectriaceae. Bases 1 to 6300 code for a protein of 2099 amino acids. Gene Ontology annotation, cellular component: nucleus; cytoplasm; mitotic spindle. Gene Ontology annotation, biological process: proteolysis; meiotic chromosome separation.
AUGGCUUCACUGCAAGCAAAGACUGACGCGGUCAAGACGGCCCUAACGUCUAUAUCGACAUGCACAACCGCUACCGUUGUGACGCUCAAGGAGUUACUGUUGCUCGACGGCGACAGCUCAACAAUGACAUCACAGACCAGCUCGCGAACCACAUCCAAGACGACAGCAAACCCGAAGACGAGAAGAGCAGCGCCAGGUAAAGCCCAGACAGCAAAGUCCAGCAACGAGCAACUCUCCUCCAAAGACCGUGCUGCCCUCGCGACGCAUGUAAUCAAUGUCUGUAUCAAAUCCCUAAACGAAGCCGCGAGGCCAUCGGUUCCUGCGACUCCUAGUAAGCGACAAGCAUCUCAAGGUGACUUGAAGAAAGCUCCCGGACCCCGAACAUUGCGCAGGUCACUAUCUGCGCCGUUGUCACCGUUACAGCCCCGAACCUUGAACCGAGUCGCUACUUCACCUAAUGUCACAUCCAAAGCAACAUCCCAAUCGUCACCACAAUCAACGGGAUGUCUCGCUGUCGUCGAGUGCGCGCGCACCGCUUUUUCCUGCCUACGAUCUAUCAUGGGCUGUGUUCAACCUACUCAAACAGAUUUCCAACUCGAGAACGGAAUGUCAGCAUUCAUCGGCAAGCUUCUGGCUCUAGGAUUUCAGGACCAGGCACUCAAGGAGCUAAGGAUCUUGAAACGAAGGCUGGAUGCUGGGGUUAACAAAACAGCAAAACCAGCACCAACCGAGGGACAAACGGCGGCUCAAGUUAUUGCAGAAUUGCUUGACUUUGGCGAAAAUGUCCCCGACAACAUGCUUCCCGUGGUCACCAGCUGCCAGUUCCAAGUUCUGCGAUGGAUUUCGCACGCCAAAAAGCCAACCCAUAUCGAAGCCGCAUUGCCAUUCCUUGAGCAAUCACAUGCGUCUUCACCUGUCAAGCUUUAUGAGAGAAUGGGAGCCAAAGACGAAAAGGAAACACAAAAGGUAGCUCGGCAACUGGCAUCUUUAUCACAGACAAUCUUGUCAUUCGCGCCCAGUGUGUCCAGCAAGGAGGAUCAAGUUGCAACAGAAACGAGAUUAUGCCCUUCUCCUACCUCAGCAUUUAAGUUGCAAGUGUUGUGCUUUAAGAUUCAGCUCAAGUGGUGGAAGAUGGCCGGCCAUCGUGGAAGUAUCGACGACGACAUACUCUCGCCAUUUUCUCGUUGCGUGCGCGCAUAUACUCGACGACAUCCUACCGCUAAUGGACCAACAUACGGGUUGAUUGCUGCGUCAUAUCAAGAACUGAUGGAGCUGAUGGGUUCUGAGAAGUCACAAGCCAAGACUACGACCGAGUCCCCCCUAACUUUACUUUAUCAGCUUCUGGGUGUUGCAGCUCAAACGGAUCGCCAGUACGAAGCAGCAAGCCAGUGGUUCCAAACACUAAAGGACGUACUUGACCCUACGGAACACUCAGAUAUUCGCAUAUUCUCGGUCUCCGCUCGAUUACUCGCUGCUUUACUGAAGCAAUGCAAGUACGAUUCCAAGACAAAGGAGAUUGUGCAAGAAGUCACAGAAAGUCUGGAGGGAAGCUUGAGUGGCAACAUAACUGACCUCAACGAACUAUUGGACAGCCUUUCGCUGGCUCGACGGUCAGCUGUUGGACUUCUCGUGAGCAACUCGAAGGGCUCCGAGUCCAAUGACGGUAUAGCCGGUUCUAUUAUGCAAAGUCUCAAGGCAUUUAUUGUGAAAUUUCCACGAUUCGGUCGCCGCUGGCUCGGAGCUCCUCCUGGCAAGGAUGCCUCGACUAAGAGCCUUCUACAGUUCGAUCAACGACGAGAAACUUUGAUGCAGACGAUAAACCAGAUUAUCGAUGGUGCUUUGGUGGUUCUCAACGGCGAUAUUCAGAACGGCACGGUUGCAUGGAAGCAAAUGGACGAGGUUUUGUGCGAUUGCAAUAAACUAGUUGACAGUGUUCUCGACCCUACGAUUUCGAUAUCACGAAAGGAACAGCUCACCGGGUAUUUCGUGAAGAUCUCUAGUUUAUAUUUCGCAAGGUAUAACCAGCUUCGAAAAGACCUCGGCAAAUCUAAGCAGAUCAACAAGGAGAUUCUUCAGUGUUUAAGUCGAUCCAUUGAGAUGAUCCAGGAUCGACCCAUGGCACAACAGGAAAAGGCCCAGAUCUCAACAAAGCUGGAGUUGUUUGCCGAUCUUUGCAAGGCCGCAAACCGAAGUGAAGACGCGGUUCGAACAUUGCGAUCGAUCUGCACCAAUAUGAUUGAAGAGGGUGCCUUGUUAAAGGUCACAGCAGUCCUUGACUCGCAGCCUCCCAGUGUCGCUUGGAGUGCCGAUGAAAAGGCAGAGACGCUGUCGCGUACCCUGCGUUCAAUCGCCAAGCUUGACCAGUCAUGGAAUGAUUGGGCUUUCUUCCUACCCGAGAGCGAGCGAGCUGCAGUGCUUGAACAUCUGAUGCAAAUUGUCGGGGACUCGGCUUCCAAGGGAGAGCCGCUUAAAUUCCACGAUCCAUCCGUGCAGGCUCUUCUGCGUAUAUAUACACCUGAGCGCUUUCCCAUUCGCCGCCUUCGAGUUUUACUCCAACUACUCUUCCAAGUUAUUGGCGAAGAGAACGAGAUGCAACAGAUCACCAAGUUGGUCCAAGAAUUGGUUGAGCAGCUAGACAACGAAGCCUAUGGCGAGGACAGCUCCCUGGACCGUUAUGUUCCUCAUCUGAAGACCCUGGAGAGAUCGGUGACAGCUUUGGCUGUUACUGAUGCUCCUCUACCCGUGUCGAUACUCAGAGACGCCGUCAUUUCUUGGAGAUCCAUGACCGAACUUUGCAAGUCAAGAAGCGAACUCUGCGAGCUGAUUGACAACCCAGACGGUCUUGUUCUACACCUACAGUCAGCCAGUCAACUCGCCAGUCUACGAGGAGAACAUGGUCUGCAACUGGAGAUCUUGGAACUAUCAACCCCUUUGGCUAAAGUACUCGCCGAACCAACACACAAUAACGUGAUUCUCAAUCAAACACUACUCGCAUCCCAGCACCUCAACAUUGGUCAUUUUACUGAAGCAAAGGAGACACUCGAUGUGACAAAGAAGCUGUUGGACGAAGCAGAGGGUGUUUCUCGCGGACUGGUUGCCGGAUUUCAUCUUACCCAAGCCGAGUACUAUUCUGGUAUCGGUGACAUUGACGAAGCGAAUUCUUCCCUGGCGGCUGCCAAAGCAAUCUACAACGGAUCUACCUCGUCGUGGGCUUUAUCAAGGUCUCAAGCUAACCUGUCUAUCGCUCUCAGCUCCUUCCUGGAUUCGGUUCUCGCGCUGAAGCGAGGCCAAGUCCAAGAAGCCCUGACUAGCGUCAAAUCCAGUGUUCGGGUUUUAUCACACGACUGGUCCAAGAUAGAAGCAUCUACGUCCCGAGCUACUAGCCCGAGUGUCAUGAGCACUUCAACUACCAGCCUGGAUAGUGUCACCACUGGUGCGAAGCUUGGCCAGGUGAUUGGACCACGAUUCUGGGCACUUGCGUUUCCCCUUCUGCGGGGCCUCCUGCAUGUGUCUUCUGUGUAUGCUCAUCUUGGCAUGUAUCAAGAGACCAUUUACUAUGCCGAAUCUGCUCAGAAGAUCGCGGAGACCACCGGUUCGCCACUCUAUCGAGCACAGGUCCUGGCCUGGAUAGGCUCUGUUUAUCAUCGCGCUGGAAAGCUGACCAAAGCUCUCGAGUAUGGUAACGAGGCUUUUAUGGAGUUGCCUCAGGAUAUCUCUGCCUCUCGAGUUAGGGUUGCCUGUCAGUUAGGUAGCCUGUUCCGCGAUACGGGUAAUGAGAGCAAGGCUCGUCAGCUCCUUGAGCUUGCGGAGGAAACUGCUCAGCGCCUUGGGGAUCACGGCAAGGUGCUCAGCAUUCAAAACGAAGCUAAGAACACUGCUCCCGCUGCUGCCAAAGCACGAGCUGCUACCACCUCACGCGCUACACGUGCUACUGUUAGGACAACCCGAGCCAGAGCUGUGGCGGCUCCGGCCACAAAGGCUCGAAAGCGGCAGGCAACGGCCAAGGGUCAGCUAUCUACUACGGAAGUGCCCAAACUGCCCAAGGACGCCUAUCAGGCUUCUCUGAUGGCUUCAGUCAUUCUGUCCCGAGCUCUGGGUUUCAUCAGCCAAAAGGACUGGUCAUCCGCUCUGUCAACUUUGGAGCUUGCCAAAGAAUUACCAAAACUGUUCGGCACCCUCUCUCAGGAACAGGUUGUGACAGCGAUCUCUCUCAUCGGCCAUAGUACGGAACAGAUGAUUCAUGAUCCCGUCUUCUCUGUUGUCCAGGACUCGACAAUCUCCUUCCCUGCGGUUGCAGCUUCGGACAAAGCGAGACGCUCACUAAGCCAGACGCCUCCUCGCAAGGGACGCGCAGCUGCAUCAGCUACCGAACGAAAAGGUCCGAAGGAGGCCAGUGUUCCUGCGUUCGCCGAAGCAUUGAGGCAGGCUCAAGAGCUUCUUCUAGAGGCACAUGCUUCAACUCUUUCAACUGCUAAUAGCACGAUGGUUCACCGAAUUUCGGCUUUGCUCCAGAAUACAGUCAUUCUUCUUUCCGCCACAUCAACAACGCAAUCGAAGGUUCUUGCCAGCUCAGGAUUUGCUACCUUCUCUGUCGAUUUGGCUCGUAAUGUCACUUGGAAGCGUGAGCAAAGUACACUCCAGAACAAGGAGUGCCCCAAGGAGGGCGACUCUGAGUUCACUCACACUUCAAGACGAGAUAGCCUCGGGCUUACAACCGAGAUGGCUAAAUUCCAAACAGAUUACAUCGAGUUAGUACCCCAUAAGUGGAGUGUGAUUUCCAUUUCUUUGAGCGACAACCAUCAUGACUUGUGCAUCACCAAAUUCCGAGCAGGUCACAGCCCUUUUAUUCUCCGACUGCCGCUCGAGCGUGCCAACUCUCGGGAUGCGGACUCGGAGGUCUUCAACUUUGACCAUGGAAAAGAGGAGAUGAUGGAAAUCAUUCGGCUUGCUAACGAAACAAGCCACUCUGCCAGCCGCGACUUCAGUGUUAAGGGUGCGAAAACUGCAUGGUGGGCCGAGCGAGAGGCAUUGGACGGACGACUCAGAGAUCUCCUUGGCACAAUCGAGACAACUUGGCUCGGCGGUUUCAAGGGCAUCUUCUCUCAGCACGAGCGUCGACCUGAUUUACUCGCGCGUUUUCAAAAGAGCUUUCAGCAGGUCCUCGACACCAAUUUACCUUCACGAAAACAGGGCCGAGGCAAAAAAACAACAAAGACAUCCAAAGUGUCACUCGACCCGCGAGUGCUCGAUCUCUUCAUCGGUCUUGGUGAUCCCAGUGACCCAGACAGUGAUUAUGAUGAGGCACUCAACGAUCUGCUCUAUUUCGUCGUCGACAUUCUUCAGUUCCAUGGAGAACGCAACGCUUACGACGAAAUUGACUUCGAUGCAAUGGUGGUCGAAACCUACGAUGCUCUACGUGGUUACUACAAUGCUUUAAAGACAGGAACAGACCGAGCAGAAGAUGCCCAUACAGUGUUGGUAUUGGAUAAAGCUCUCCAUGCUUUCCCUUGGGAGUCAAUGCCAUGCAUGGAAGGUCUCGCGGUUUCGCGUGUGCCUUCUCUUGCUUGUUUACGGCAGCUCAUUACAGAAUCUCAACCACUUGCGGGUAACGAGACUUCGGAAGAUGCGCCCGAGGGUCACUAUGUCUCUGCCGAACGAGGAACUUACAUCUUGAACCCCUCGACUGAUUUGGUUAACACGCAGUCCACUUUUGAGCCAAUUAUGAAGGGCUUCAGAAACUGGGACGGCAUCAUUAAUCGCGCUCCUCAAGAGUCUGAGUUUGAGAAAGCGCUGUCAAACUCUGAGAUACUCCUCUACUUUGGUCAUGGAAGCGGAGCGCAGUAUAUCCGAGCGCGUGCCAUCCGUCGUCUCGAGAAGUGCAAGCCAGCAACAUUCUUGAUGGGGUGUAGUUCAGCAUCGUUAACGGAAGCCGGAGAGUUCGAGAACUAUGGGCCAGUGUGGAACUACAUGAUGGCAGGAUGUCCAGCUGUAGUAGGCACACUAUGGGAUGUGACGGAUAGGGACAUUGAUCGGUUCGCGGGCCGAUCGUUUGAGGAAUGGGGAUUGUUGCCCAAGGGCACGUUCAAGGAGGAUAAGCGAGGCAAGGGCAAGAAUCGGGCCUCGGGCGAGGACGAGACUACGACGAGUGGCUUGGGAGAGGAUGGGAAGGUAAUGCGCAACGUGUCACUGGCCGAAGCGGUUGCGCGAUCCAGAGAGGUGUGUAGAUUCAAGUAUCUCAACGCCGCUGCGGUGGUACUGUAUGGGAUCCCGGUGUAUAUCAAGGACAAAGAUGACGAGUAA